CUGUCCUUCGCGGCGGGCGGGCGGGCGCGGGGCUCGGCGCGGCCCCAUGGUCAUUAAAGCGGACGAGAUGCCGCCGGCCGCCGUGCCGGCUGCCGCGCAGGGCGGCGAGCAGCAGGAGCCGGGGCCCCGCGGCAGGAGGCCGGCGGAGACGCAGCAGCGCCCCGAGCACCCCUCUGGCCUGGCACUGAUGAAUGGCAGCGGCCCACACGAGAGCCUCAAGGGUGAGAAGGAUGCCAGGCAGAAUGGGCACGAGGAGGCUGAGGCAGGAGAGGAGGGGAACGACCAGGAGGUGAUCGUCAUCCAGGACACAGGAUUCACCGUCAAGAUCUGCGCGCCGGGCAUCGAGCCCUUCUCCCUGCAGGUCUCUCCUCAAGAGAUGGUGCAGGAGAUCCACCAAGUGCUGAUGGACCGUGAGGACACCUGCCACAGGACCUGCUUCUCCCUGCAGCUGGAUGGCAACGUCCUGGACAACUUUGCCGAGCUGAAGACCAUUGAAGGGCUGCAGGAGGGCUCGCUGCUCAAAGUGGUGGAAGAGCCCUACACGGUGCGGGAGGCCAGGAUCCACGUGCGCCACAUCCGGGACCUGCUGAAGAGCCUCGACCCCUCCGACGCCUUCAAUGGUGUGGACUGUAACUCACUGUCCUUCCUGAGUGUUUUCACUGAAGGAGACCUUGGAGACAGUGGCAAAAGGAAGAAGAAAGGUACUGAAAUGGAACAAAUUGACUGCACCCCUCCUGAACAUAUCCUGCCAGGUAGCAAAGAGAGACCCCUGUGUGCCCUUCAGCCCCAGAACAGAGACUGGAAGCCUUUGCAGUGCCUGAAGGUAUUGACCAUGAGUGGCUGGAACCCUCCUCCCGGUAACCGGAAGAUGCACGGGGACCUGAUGUACCUCUACGUCAUCACGGUGGAGGACCGGCACGUCAGCAUCACCGCCUCCACCAGAGGCUUCUACUUGAACCAGUCUACUGCAUACAACUUCAACCCCAAACCUGCCACCCCCAGUUUUCUCAGUCAUUCCUUGGUGGAACUACUUAACCAGAUCAGCCCUACCUUCAAAAAAAACUUCUCUGCCCUGCAGAAGAAACGGGUUCAGAGGCACCCCUUUGAGAGGAUAGCUACCCCCUUCCAGGUGUACAGCUGGACGGCCCCGCAGGCAGAGCACGCCAUGGACUGCGUACGGGCAGAGGAUGCUUACACCUCUAGGCUGGGCUAUGAGGAGCACAUACCUGGACAGACCAGAGACUGGAACGAGGAGCUGCAGACCACCCGGGAGCUGCCGCGCAAGAACCUGCCCGAGAGGCUGCUGAGGGAGAGAGCCAUUUUCAAGGUGCACAGCGACUUCACGGCGGCGGCCACGCGGGGGGCGAUGGCGGUGAUCGACGGCAACGUGAUGGCCAUCAACCCCAGCGAGGAGACCAAGAUGCAGAUGUUCAUCUGGAACAACAUCUUCUUCAGCCUGGGCUUCGACGUGCGCGACCACUACAAGGACUUCGGGGGGGACGUGGCCGCCUACGUGGCCCCCACCAACGACCUCAACGGCGUGCGGACCUACAACGCCGUGGACGUGGAGGGGCUCUACACGCUGGGGACGGUGGUGGUGGACUACAGAGGCUACAGGGUGACGGCUCAGUCCAUCAUCCCCGGCAUCCUGGAGCGGGAGCAGGAGCAGAGCGUCAUCUACGGCUCCAUAGACUUCGGCAAGACGGUGGUCUCGCACCCCAAGUACCUGGAGCUGCUGGAGAAGACCAGCAGGCCGCUGAAGAUCCAGAAGCACAGGGUGCUCAACGACAAGGGCGAGGAGGUGGAGCUGUGCUCCUCGGUGGAGUGCAAGGGCAUCAUCGGCAACGACGGCCGGCACUACAUCCUCGACCUGCUGCGCACCUUCCCCCCCGACCUCAACUUCCUGCCCGUGGAGGGGGAGGAGAUGCCCGCCGAGUGCAGGAAGAUGGGCUUCCCCAAGCAGCACAGGCACAAGCUCUGCUGCCUGCGGCAGGAGCUGGUGGAUGCCUUCGUAGAGCACAGGUAUCUCUUAUUCAUGAAGCUGGCUGCACUGCAGCUGAUGCAGCAGAAAGCCAGCAAGCAGGAGAGCUCUGGAGCUCUGGAGAAUGGCUCCUCUGCAGAGAAUGGCUCUGCAGACAGCGAGAGGCCUGAGCCCGAGGAGGGCAAGCUGGAGGAGAACGUGACUGGGCUGGAGCAGGUGAAGGAGCUCGCUGAGACCAUUGCCUCUGAUGAUGGAGCAGUGGAUCCCAAGAGCAGGGAAGUGAUUCGGAACGCGUGCAAGGCCGUGGGCUCCAUCAGCGACACCUCCUUCGACAUCCGCUUCAACCCAGACAUCUUCUCUCCAGGUGUUCGUUUUCCUGAGUCUAGCAAGGAGGAGGUGCAGGAUCAGAAGCAGCUGCUGAAGGAUGCUGCUGCCUUCCUGCUGUCCUGCCAGAUCCCAGGUUUGGUCAAGGACUGCCUGGACCACACAGUGCUGCCCAUGGAUGGAGCUACCUUGGCAGAGGCCAUGCACCAGAGGGGCAUCAACAUGCGGUACCUGGGCAAGGUCAUCAGCUUCAUCACCAAGACCCCUGGGCGUGCUCAGCUGGAUCACAUCUUUAAAAUCGGGAUCGGCGAGCUGAUCACGCGCUCGGCGAAGCACAUCUUCAAGACCUACCUCCAGGGUGUGGAGCUCUCAGGUCUGUCAGCAGCCAUCAGCCACUUCCUCAACUGCUUUCUGAGCUCCUUUCCAAAUCCCAUUGCCCACCUCCCAGCUGAUGAGCUGGUCUCCAAGAAGAAGAAUAAGAAGAGGAAAAACAGGAACCUUGGCAAUGCUGACAACACUGCAUGGGCCAGCAUGACCCCUCAGGAGCUCUGGAAGAACAUUUGCUCUGAAGCAAAGAACUACUUUGACUUUAGCCUCGAAUGUGAGAAUGCUGACCAAGCAGCUGAGGUGUACAACCUCCAGAAGAUCACCCUGCUGCGGGAGAUCUCCCUCAAAACUGGAGUGCAGAUCCUGCUGAAGGAGUACAACUUUGACAACAGGCACAAGCCAACCUUCACAGAGGAGGACAUCCUCAACAUCUUCCCUGUGGUGAAGCAUGUGAACCCCAAAGCCUCAGAUGCUUUCCACUUCUUCCAGAGCGGGCAAGCAAAGGUUCAGCAAGGUUUCUUGAAGGAGGGCUGUGAGCUCAUCAAUGAAGCCUUAAACUUGUUCAACAAUGUGUAUGGUGCUAUGCAUGUGGAGAUCUGUGCCUGCCUGAGGCUGCUGGCUCGACUCAACUACAUCAUGGGGGAUUACUCCGAGGCCUUAAGCAACCAGCAGAAGGCGGUGCUAAUGAGCGAGAGGGUCCUGGGCAUCGAGCACCCCAACACCAUCCAGGAAUACAUGCACCUUGCCCUGUACUGCUUUGCAAACAGCCAGCUCUCCACGGCGCUCAGCCUGCUGUACCGCGCUCGCUACCUCAUGCUGCUGGUCUUUGGGGAGGAUCACCCAGAAAUGGCCCUCUUGGAUAACAACAUCGGCCUGGUGCUGCACGGGGUGAUGGAGUACGACCUCUCCCUCCGCUUCCUGGAGAACGCCCUGGCCAUCAGCUCCAAGUACCACGGCUCCAAGUCCCUGAAGGUCGCGCUGAGCCACCACUUGGUCGCCCGUGUGUACGAGAGCAAGGCGGAGUUCCGCUCGGCGCUGCAGCACGAGAAGGAAGGUUACACCAUCUACAAAAACCAGCUUGGAGAGCACCACGAAAAGACCAAAGAGAGCUCAGAGUACCUGAAGUACCUGACCCAGCAGGCGGUGGCCCUGCAGCGCACCAUGAACGAGAUCUACAAGAACGGCUCCAACGCCAACAUCAUGCCCCUGAAGUUCACAGCUCCCAGCAUGGCCAGUGUCCUGGAGCAGCUCAACAUUAUCAAUGGAAUUCUCUUCAUUCCACUAAGCCAAAAGGACUUGGAGAACCUGAAAGCAGAGGUGCAGCGCCGCCAGCAGCUGCAGGAGAGCCUGAGGAGUGGGGAGCAGCUGGAGCCCGAGGACAAGGCUGGGGAGGAGAAAGAGGCUGAGCCCAGCAAGCCUGCUGAGAUCCCCCUGACACAGAGCUCCGCUUAA
This is a messenger RNA of Dryobates pubescens (Downy woodpecker), 4084 nucleotides long. It is a transcript of the gene CLUH, whose product is annotated as clustered mitochondria homolog. The transcript has 26 exons. NCBI's taxonomy places the organism in Eukaryota, Metazoa, Chordata, Aves, Piciformes, Picidae. The coding region runs from base 47 to 4084 and encodes 1345 amino acids. Gene Ontology annotation, biological process: intracellular distribution of mitochondria. The record is from RefSeq and is a predicted model, not a curated record. Gene Ontology annotation, molecular function: mRNA binding; protein binding. Gene Ontology annotation, cellular component: cytoplasm.